CAUGCCGAAUUGAACGCCAUCAUGAACAAAAACUCAGCUGACGUGAAAGGCUGCAGCAUGUAUGUUGCCCUAUUUCCGUGUAAUGAAUGUGCAAAGCUCAUCAUCCAGGCAGGCAUAAAGGAAGUAAUUUUUAUGUCUGACAAGUAUCAUGACACUACGGAAAUGACAGCUGCACGGCGGAUGUUUGAUUUAGCAGGUAUCAUAUACAGGGAAUUCAAGCCAAAGUGUAACAAGAUCGUCAUUGACUUUGAUUCAAUUAACAGCAGACCAAGUCAAAAGCUUCUGUGAAUUAAGUCUCAUUAAGUCUCUAGAAGACCGUGAUUAUCCUUUUCUAAAAAGCUGCUAAUGCCUUUCAUCUUGAAGUUACUCGCAACUUUUUAAUGGCUUCUGUAGCUAAAGCAGACUUCUAAGAAAUCCAAGGUAUAAAAUGUCCCCCUCGCUUCGUCUUGCGUGUGGAAUCCAAAUCUACUUAAAAUUUUGUAAUGCCUUCAUCAAAACCUAGAGAUAUGUAGAUGAGCCGAUCUAAUGUAUG
Molecule: messenger RNA, 532 nt
Organism: Eurypyga helias (sunbittern)
Lineage: Eukaryota; Metazoa; Chordata; Aves; Eurypygiformes; Eurypygidae
Gene: DCTD
Product: dCMP deaminase
Exons: 3
Coding region: 22-288 (88 amino acids)
Biological process (GO): dUMP biosynthetic process; dTMP biosynthetic process
Cellular component (GO): cytoplasm
Molecular function (GO): dCMP deaminase activity
Source: RefSeq, a predicted model, not a curated record